Molecule: messenger RNA, 575 nt
Organism: Tupaia belangeri chinensis (Chinese tree shrew)
Lineage: Eukaryota; Metazoa; Chordata; Mammalia; Scandentia; Tupaiidae
Gene: MRPL23
Product: mitochondrial ribosomal protein L23
Exons: 5
Coding region: 21-482 (153 amino acids)
Biological process (GO): mitochondrial translation
Cellular component (GO): mitochondrial large ribosomal subunit; ribosome
Molecular function (GO): structural constituent of ribosome
Source: RefSeq, a predicted model, not a curated record
GGAAAGUCCCUCCGGCCGCCAUGGCGCGGAACGUGCUGUACCCUCUGUACCAGCUGGGCGGCCCCCAACUCCGCGUGUUCCGAACCAACUUCUUCAUUCAGCUGGUGCGGCCAGGCACGGCCCAGCCCGAAGAUACCGUGCAGUUCCGGAUCCCCAUGGAGAUGACCAGGGUAGACCUCAGAAAUUAUCUUGAGCGCAUUUACAAUGUGCCCGUGGCUGCUGUGCGGACACGGGUGCAGCAUGGCUCCAACAGGAAAAGGGAUUAUAGAAACGUCAGGAUAAAGAAGCCAGACUACAAGGUCGCCUAUGUGCAGCUGGCCCAUGGACAGACCUUCACAUUCCCAGAUCUGUUUCCCAAGAAAGAGCAGAGCCCUGAAGGAGACCCUGCUGACGAAGUCCAGAGCGAGUUCAUGAAAAGCCAGCAGCAGAAGCAGAGCAGCGACCCCCGGCGUGGCGGUGUCCCUGACUGGUUUGGCCUGUGAGGGGGCUGCCGGUGGAGACAUGGUCUCAAGGUGGGCACAGCUGCAGAGCAGGUCUGACGGCCAAAAUAAAAGUCCUGCAUGGAGAAAGAAUCA